UUGUACUUUUUGCUUCCCCUCUCUCUCUCUUUUGCACGCUGAGAGCAAAUCACAAGGCCCUGUCUGUUUGAUCGAAGAAGCCUCACAAGAUGGGGGCGGAAGAGGAUCGCUUCCACAGCCUCGUCUUCACCUACGGAACCCUAAAGCGAGGCUUCUCCAACCACGUCCUCAUACAGGACCUCAUCGCCACCGGCGACGCUACCUUCGUCGCCGUUUGCCGCACCACCGCCCAAUUCCCCCUCGUCUGCGGCCCCUACCGCGUCCCCUUCCUCAUCAACCUUCCAGGCUCCGGUCACCGCGUCUCGGGCGAGCUCUACGCCGUCUCCGCCCGCGGCCUCGGCCUCAUGGACGAGCUCGAGGGCACCAGCCACGGCCACUACGAGCGCCUCCCGAUCGAGAUCGAGGAGGCCGCCGGCGACGGAGAGAGGCGGCGGUGGGUGGAGGCGUACUUCGCGCACAACAGCUACGCGGCGGAGCUGUGGCGGAAGAGCGGAGAGAGAGGGUACAGCACGUACUCAGAGAAGGAGGCCACCGGGUACGUGAAGAGGAAGGAUCGGCCCCAGAAUCUGAGUUUUCUAGAGCAGAUUCGUUUGUUUGUGGCAUCAUCUUGAUCUUUUCUACGUGCAAUGCAAAGUUCGAAUUUGAAACUUUGAAUUGAAUUAUAUUUCUCGUUUGCUGGAUGUAAUUCAAAAUUUGAAUAUGAAACUUUUAAUCGAUUGCUAGAAUUUGCAUCUAAUUGUUGAAAGAAACCCACGAAAAUAAGGGUUUUUUCUUGGGCGGUGGUUGUUUAUGGUGGUGCUGAAAAUAUGAUGGGGGAGAUCUGGACAUGUUCUGGGUCACCCAAACGGAUUUUGUCUUCGGAAAAGUGAGUCGUGGGAUAGGUGAUAUGUUCGUGUGAUGAUCGAUCAGGACUUUUGAUAGUGAUUUGAUUUUUUCCUGAA
Vitis riparia (riverbank grape) is the source of this 941-nucleotide messenger RNA. Its product is annotated as putative gamma-glutamylcyclotransferase At3g02910. The transcript has a single exon. The record is from RefSeq and is a predicted model, not a curated record. Lineage: Eukaryota; Viridiplantae; Streptophyta; Magnoliopsida; Vitales; Vitaceae. Gene Ontology annotation, molecular function: gamma-glutamylaminecyclotransferase activity. The coding region runs from base 90 to 611 and encodes 173 amino acids.